This is a messenger RNA of Nematolebias whitei (Rio pearlfish), 870 nucleotides long. RefSeq names its product hydroxysteroid (17-beta) dehydrogenase 1 (gene hsd17b1). Gene Ontology annotation, biological process: estrogen biosynthetic process. The record is from RefSeq and is a predicted model, not a curated record. The transcript has 6 exons. Gene Ontology annotation, cellular component: cytoplasm. Lineage: Eukaryota; Metazoa; Chordata; Actinopteri; Cyprinodontiformes; Rivulidae. The coding region runs from base 1 to 870 and encodes 289 amino acids. Gene Ontology annotation, molecular function: estradiol 17-beta-dehydrogenase [NAD(P)+] activity.
AUGGAGAAGAAGGUGGUGCUGAUCACGGGCUGCUCUUCUGGGAUUGGUCUCAGUUUGGCUGUCCGGUUGGCCUCUGACCCCAACAAGACAUUCAAAGUCUACGCCACAAUGAGGAACUUGGCCAAGAAGGAACGUCUGUUAGAGUGUGUGAAGGGCCUGCACCAGGACACCUUAGAAAUACUUCAAAUGGACGUGACUGAGCAGCAGUCCAUCCUGAAGGCUAGAGACAGGAUUGUGGAGAGACGAGUGGACAUUCUGGUGUGUAACGCUGGUGUGGGCUUGAUGGGGCCACUGGAGCUGCAGUCUUUGGAUUCAAUGAGACAUAUUCUGGAAGUCAACCUCUUCGGGACCAUUCAGACCAUUCAGGCCUUCUUGUCAGAGAUGAAAGCGCAGGGCCAGGGACACAUUCUGGUCACCGGCAGCACCGGAGGACUUCACGGUCUGCCCUUUAAUGAGGUCUACUGCGCCAGCAAAUUUGCAAUCGAGGGAGCGUGCGAGUGUCUGGCUGUCCUUCUGCAACACUUCAAUAUCCAUGUGACUCUGAUUGAGUGUGGUCCAGUCGACACCGACUUCCUGGUUAACCUGCAGAAGGCGGAGCUUGGGGAUCCAUCUCUCCAACAGGUGGAUGCCCAAACACUCAGUCUGUAUGAAAAAUACCUGCAACACUGCAGCAGUGUUUUCCAGAAUGCUGCUCAGGACACUGAAGACAUCGUGAAGGUGUUUCUAGCUGCCAUCCAGUCACCCAGCCCGGCCUUCAGGUACUUCACCAACAGCAGCGUGCCGCCUCUCGAGCUCAAGGCCGCACAUCCAGAUGGAACACAAUACAUCAGAGACAUGGGCAAGAUCAUUUUUACAGACGAGGAACAAUGA